Messenger RNA from Panicum hallii, 713 nucleotides. RefSeq names its product formin-like protein 18. The transcript is spliced from 2 exons. Lineage: Eukaryota; Viridiplantae; Streptophyta; Magnoliopsida; Poales; Poaceae. The record is from RefSeq and is a predicted model, not a curated record. The coding region runs from base 59 to 523 and encodes 154 amino acids.
CCAACAAGUCCGCAGGAGAGAGACCACCCGUGCUCGCCGUCUCGACCUCCCGCCCGCCAUGGAGAGACGACCAUCCCCGUCAACGCCUCUUCUAGCCGUCGUGCUUCUCCUGCUCGCCCCGCUACUCCUAGCACGAGAGCUCGGUGCCGAUGCGUGUGGCUCGUACGAGCAGCACGUCCGCUCGCCGUUGACGUUACCAGCAACAGCAAGCGACGGCGAUGGCGCGGUGGUCCCUCCGGAGCUCGGCGCGCUGCUGCCCGGCGUGAGCAGGCCGGGAGGACGCGCGCCGCCGGCGCCCAAGCCUAGUUACGGGCCGCAGCCGCUGCGCGAGCCAUCGUCACCGCACGGCCUGGGCUCGCCCCGUGGCGUGUCCGGGAGGCAGGGGCUCGCGCCGCCGUCGCCCGAGGGAAAGGCGCCGCCCCACUACCGCCGCUCGGGGCCGGCCGCCGCGGACGUGCUCGACGCGCUCCGCGUGUUCCGGGACGCCCUCGUCCGGUACGUGGUCGGUGCCCUCGUCCGGUGAUCUUGUCUGCACGCGGGCGGUGUGCCGGAGCGAGCGAGGCACGUGUGUGCGUGGCAGGACUCAGGAGUCAGGAGCUUCUUGUGGAUCGCAUAGGUUCCAACAAGUUUGUAACGUGCCAGUACGGUAGUGGUGUUUGCAAGUGGUAUCCUUGACUUUGUAAUAAGACUAUAGAGAACCCCCUAAGUUUUUG